UAUCAGCAUUUGUUCCACUGUGGCAACUGCGGCCAGACCGAACACCGGCAAGCGUGUGAGAGAGGGAGUCAAAUAGAAAGAUAGGGAGACAGAGUAAGUUACCCAGCCCAGAAAAAAAUAUUAAAUUAUCAGAGUCUAAAUAGAUAAGGAUAUUGGAGGACAAAAACGAUUUGAAUUUGGGGGAAUACAAAGACUUAAGACGCAAUGAUGACCCAAAUAGAGACGACAGUGCAUUAUAAUAACGGAUUCGGGGAUGAGGAGGACUACAUGAUACAGGAGGAUGAGUGGGACAGGGACAUGUUGCUGGACCCUGCCUGGGAAAAACAGCAAAGAAAGACCUUCACAGCUUGGUGUAACUCCCACCUGAGGAAAGCAGGAACACAGAUUGAGAACAUUGAGGACGACUUUAGGAAUGGCCUCAAACUCAUGCUUCUCUUGGAAGUUAUUUCAGGUGAGAGGUUACCCAAGCCUGACAGAGGGAAGAUGCGUUUUCACAAGAUUGCCAACGUCAACAAAGCCUUAGAUUUCAUCACCAGCAAAGGAGUGAAACUUGUCUCUAUUGGAGCUGAAGAAAUUGUGGAUGGUAACAUUAAGAUGACACUUGGAAUGAUAUGGACCAUCAUCCUCCGCUUUGCCAUCCAGGACAUCUCUGUAGAAGAAACCUCUGCAAAGGAAGGCCUUCUCUUGUGGUGCCAGAGAAAGACUGCCCCCUACAGGAACGUCAAUGUCCAGAACUUCCAUGUUAGCUGGAAGGACGGACUGGCCUUCUGUGCCCUGAUUCACAGACACAGGCCUGACCUCAUCGACUACGCUAAGCUCAACAAGGAUGAUCCUAUGGGGAACCUGAACCUGGCAUUUGAAAUAGCAGAGAAGCACCUGGAUAUUCCCAAGAUGCUGGACGCAGAAGACAUCAUCAACACCCCCAAGCCUGAUGAGAGAGCUAUCAUGACCUAUGUGUCCUGCUUCUAUCAUGCAUUUGCUGGAGCCGAGCAGGCUGAGACGGCGGCUAACAGGAUCUGUAAAGUGCUGGGUGUGAACCAGGAGAACGAGAAACUGAUGGAGGAAUACGAGAGGCUGGCCAGCGAGCUACUGGAGUGGGUCUGCCGGACCACCCCAUGGUUGGAGAACAGGACUGCAGAGAAGAUCAUGGUUGAGAUGCAGAGAAAGCUGGAAGAUUUCAGAGACUACCGCCGCAUGCACAAGCCCCCCAAGGUGCAGGAGAAGUGCCAGCUGGAGAUCAGCUUUAACACCCUGCAGACCAAGCUGCGCAUCAGCAACCGUCCCGCUUUCAUGCCCUCGGAGGGAAAGAUGGUGUCUGACAUAGCCAGUGCAUGGCAGGGGCUGGAGGGGGCAGAGAAAGGCUACGAGGAGUGGCUUCUGACAGAGAUCCGAAAGCUCGAGAGACUGGACCACCUGGCUGAAAAGUUCCGCCAGAAAGCCAGCACCCAUGAGACCUGGGCUAAUGGUAAAGAGCUGAUUCUAUCUCAGAAGGACUACGAGACGGCCACCCUGACAGAGGUGCGGGCGUUGCUACGGAAACACGAGUCGUUUGAGAGUGACCUGGCUGCUCAUCAGGACAGGGUGGAGCAGAUCGCUGCCAUCGCACAGGAGCUCAAUGAGCUGGACUAUUAUGAUGUGGCUGCUGUCAACCAGAGGUGCCAGAGAAUCUGUGACCUGUGGGAUCAACUUGGUACACUGACCCAGAAGAGGAGAGAGGCUCUGGAGAGGACAGAGAAGUUGCUGGAAACCAUUGAUCAGUUGUUCCUGGAGUUUGCCAAGAGAUCAGCACCCUUCAACAACUGGAUGGAAGGGGCCAUGGAGGAUCUGCAGGACAUGUUUAUUGUACACACUAUCGAUGAGGUUCAGAGCCUGAUCUCUUCCCAUGAGCAGUUCAAGGCCACCCUCCCAGAGGCAGACGGAGAGAGACAGGCCAUCCUGGGGAUCCACAUGGAGGUGCAGAAGAUCUCCCAGAGCUACGGCAUCAAGGCCAACCUCAUCAACCCCUACAGCACCAUCACCACCGAGGAACUCCUCGCCAAGUGGGACAGGGUGAAGAAGCUGGUUCCCCAGAGAGAAGGCUCCCUCCAGGAAGAGCUAGCCCGGCAGCAUGCUAGCGAGAGGCUGAGACGGCAGUUUGCUGUCCAGGCUAACCUCAUCGGACCAUGGAUACAGACAAGGAUGGAGGAGAUUGGCCGCUGCUCCCUGGAGGUGGGUGGUACCCUGGAGGACCAGAUGACCCAGCUGAAGCAGUUUGAGCACGUCAUCGUCACCUACAAGCCCAACAUCGACAAGCUGGAGGGAGACCACCAGCUCAUCCAGGAGUCUCUGGUGUUUGACAACAAGCACACCAACUACACUAUGGAGCACAUCCGUGUGGGCUGGGAGCUCCUCCUCACCACCAACGCCCGCACCAUCAACGAGAUCGAGACCCAGAUCCUGACCCGUGAUGCCAAGGGCAUCAGCCAGGAACAGAUGCACGAGUUCCGCUCUUCCUUCAACCACUUUGAUCGGAGAGAGACACUUCUGAGUGUGACUAACACCCCCUCUAACACCUGGCCCCAGGAGAACACAGGCAAACUGCAUUGUGAGGAGUUCAAGGCCUGUCUGAUCAGCCUGGGUCAUGUGGGCAAUGACCAUCAGAAGAAACACGGGGCGAUGGACACUGAUGACUUUAGAGCCUGUCUGAUCUCCAUGGGUUAUGAUUUGGGUGAAGUGGAAUUUGCCCGCAUCAUGAUGCUGGUAGAUCCCAGUGCCACUGGCAUGGUGUCUUUCCAAUCCUUUAUCGAUUUUAUGACCAGAGAAACCACUGACACAGACACAGCCGACCAGGUCGUGGCAUCCUUCAGGAUCCUGGCAGCCGAUAAGCCCUACAUCCUGGUUGAUGAGCUGAGGAGGGAGCUCCCCCCUGACCAGGCAGAGUACUGCAUCUUGAGGAUGGCCCCCUACAGUGGUCCAGGGGGACCCGUGGGAGCUCUAGACUACACUGCCUUCUCCACUGCCCUCUACGGAGAGAGUGACCUCUAACUCUGCAAGAUGACCCCCAAGAUUGACCUUUUGACUCCAGCCAAAACUUCUGGAUGAAAUCCCCUUUAAUCUACUGUAAAAGCAAGGAUUAUGAUUAUUUAAAUGUUGGGAUAUCUGUUUGCUGAUUUGAGAAAAUAGAUCUGGACUAUUUUAGCAAAAGCUUGAUUGAAAUGACAGUAAAGUAUGCCAUUUAAGUAUCAUAAUAGGUUCUAUGAUAGCACACUGAUAACAGUGUAAGGUUAUCAAGUGUGCCUCUCAUACUCCAUUCUAAAAAGUAAUGACACGCAUGUUGUUUAUGUCAACAAAAUGUACUUGUGAUAUAAUCAUAGCACAUGGUGCCUGCUCUAUGCUAACUUUUCUCGCAAGUUACCCAAUAUAAAUGAAGAAGAGUUUGGCUAAAGGCUAUGAGUGAUUGAUUGAACAAUACGUUACACAGUUCACACAAAAUAUAUACAUCUCAAACCCAAAGCUAAGAGCCUCUUCACACACUUACUAGACAUUUUUCGUAAACAUGUCGGCUACACGUUACUCAAAUGUAAACCUCUGGAGGUAGUGCACAACACUCUCUCAACAGCUGCCCCCCUUGAAGCAGUGUAAACAGAAUUGUCUUGUUAAUUGAGCCAACACACCUACAGUAUAAAUGGUAAUAGUAGAGCAAUGUUUUUCAAACAGUUGAAAUGUAUAGACAUUUUCCUAAUAUUUGAGACUGAAUAUUGCAGUAACAGCCAGUUACAUUCUGAAACUGUUGCAAUAGCUGUCGGCUGCACUGAGCCAGGUAAAACUAUGGAAGCCCAUCCUCACCACCAAAAACAUGUCAAAUGAUGGCUAUGUUUUUUGUUUUUUUUGUAACAUUGUGUGUUGAUUUCAGAGGUGGCUCCACAGGUCCCAGAGUGGUGGGAGAAAAUUGUUUUCCUAAGGCCCGUUUUUCAUGAUCUGGCAGUAGGCUAACCUAACCAACUCUGUACCCUAGUUGUAGCAUUUGACAUAGUAAUAAAUCAGCUGUACAAAAAAAAGGUUUUAUAUGGGCUAUGAUGGCAUCAGAUCAUUUUUCUAAUCAAGUCAUAUGUGUUUUUUAAAAGCCCCUGGAAAACUCCUGGCCCUAGAGAGGAUGGAAACAUUAAAACCCUUUACACAGACAAAGAAAGAACAACUGCGAUUGGACAAAAACGACAAAAAAUGAACAGAUCUGAGCUCGCUGUAUGCAGGAUUGCAUCAUUUAGGCCUUUGCAUCUGUAAUUAAAAAGAUACUCAUACUGAAUGUCAUCA
This is a messenger RNA of Salvelinus fontinalis (brook trout), 4290 nucleotides long. RefSeq names its product alpha-actinin-2. Gene Ontology annotation, biological process: muscle cell development; actin cytoskeleton organization. The transcript is spliced from 22 exons. Lineage: Eukaryota; Metazoa; Chordata; Actinopteri; Salmoniformes; Salmonidae. Gene Ontology annotation, molecular function: actin filament binding; calcium ion binding. The record is from RefSeq and is a predicted model, not a curated record. Bases 205 to 3024 code for a protein of 939 amino acids. Gene Ontology annotation, cellular component: cell junction; cortical actin cytoskeleton; Z disc.